AUGCUGGGCCUGCGGCGCGCCUUCGCCGUGGAGCCACUCAGCGGCCGGGAUGUCACUGGCGAGGACCUGGCACGUGGCUGCCUAGUGCCUGGAGUCACCAGCACCUACAGACCGGAUGCUGCUCCAGGGUACUCGUCAGACUCCUGGGAGGGAGGUGGCAAGCUGAGAGGUCUUGAAAGGCAGAUACCGCUUCUCAAACUGGCCUUCCAGGACUCAGGAGUGGAGAUGGUGGUUGGGGACAGCUCCCCGGCCACCUUACGGGGGCUUUCUCAAGACUCUCUGAACUUUGAGCCCAUGGGGAGCCCUGAGACCCUGGCUCUUGGGGCUGUGGAGCCUCCUGCCCACCUAAGACGGCUUCUGGCCAGCCGUAAGCUGGAGCAGGUGCUGGAGCGGGCCCCCCAGCUCCUGACUUCCCCUGCCAGCUUGUCACAACACUACCGCUCCCUGAGCCCGCCCAGCCAGCCUGGGUGUGAAAAGCCUCUUUUUGGAGCAGGGGUACAGGAGGCCACUGAGGCAGAGAGUGACCUAGAGGCACACCUGGAAGAAGCAGAGGUGGUGAGGCCUGAAGCCCAGGCCUGCCUCCCGGGGCAGGGUCUUCGCUACCUGGAACACCUGUGCCUAGUGCUGGAGCAGACGGCGAGGCUCCAGCAGCUCUACCUGCAGCUGCAGACUCGGAGGGCCUCUGGGGAUCCUGAAGAGGAGUCGGAGGAGUCGGCUGUGGCCCCUUCAUCUCCAUCCUCUCAUGCCCCAGGCAGUGAGGUCCAUGAGCCAUGGGAGCAGCUCAGCCAGACUGAGGAGACAGGAGCAAAAACAGCUUCACCCCCAAAGGCAGGGGUCCGCAGCCCCAGCCCUCCCAGGCUGUCAGAGGCCCCAGCAGAGUGAGCUAACGCCUUCCCAUCCUCCCAGGGACACAAGGUCAAGGUCCUCCUCAACCAGAUCCGAUGGAGAAGCCCUCGACCUGCUGAACCCGCUGCCCUUCCUGACGGCCCUGCCCGCAGGACAACAUCAGGGGGCCUCCGUGAAAGGCCUCCAUGCCACCCCCUCCGGAAGACCUUUAUGCCAUCGUUAGCAGUUAAGAAGCAAAGAACAAAAAACUUUUCUUUGCACUGAGACCUCCUGGUGCCAGGAUGUGACCCCGAGUGGGAGGGAGCCUUCUUCCUCGCCCUUUGCCCUGUUGUGGGCACUGCCUGGAAAAGAUGCUGACACUUGCCCUUCUCUCUGAGCCUGGGUCCCUGAGAGGCCCCAAGAUGUGGCAGCCCCCAGGCUCCUCCCUGGUUGCCAGAAAUCUCUGGGCUUAGGCAAUGUGA
Messenger RNA from Camelus dromedarius (Arabian camel), 1307 nucleotides. RefSeq lists its product as uncharacterized. Lineage: Eukaryota; Metazoa; Chordata; Mammalia; Artiodactyla; Camelidae. The transcript has a single exon. The record is from RefSeq and is a predicted model, not a curated record.